AUGUUACACAAAGAUAGGUUCGGAAUUACGAGUUGUCACAAGAAGGGUACUGAGAAAGCAAAGGAAAACCAAGGAGAAUCUGCUUCACAUGACAAUAAGCGGAAGUUCUCACAAUUCAAGAAAGGAUCUCAAUCGGGUAAUAAGAAAAAGGAGAAUCCCCCAAAGAAGUCGGGAAAGGCAUUCGUAGCAGCAGCAGAAACAGAAUCGAAAGGAUAUGCGGGGAGUGCACCUAAGUGCAAUAGAUGCGGGUUUCAUCACACAGAUUUUAGUUUUAUAUCUUUAGAAUUUAAAGAUAUGCUUGGACUAAAGUCAACUAAACUAGAUGUUCCAUUCACUAUCGAAUUAACGAAUGGAAAAGUGAUUGAAACCGAUAAAAUUAUUAAAGGAUGCUCCUUAGAGUUAGGAGGACAAAAAUUCAAAAUUGACCUAAUGCCCGUUCAACUAGGUAGUUUUGAUAUUGUAGUUGGAAUGGAUUGGCUAUCCAACAACCAAGCCGAUGUCGUAUGUUACGACAAGAUCAUUCGAAUCCCUCUUCCUAAUAACGAAACACUUCUUGUUCACGGUGAGAAAAAUGAAAUACCGUUACGAAUCAUUUCUUGUAUGAAAACCCGAAAGUGCCUACGAAAAGGAUGUAUAGCAUUCUUAGCGCACAUUGUUGACAAGAUAGCCAAGGAGCUAAAACUUGUGGAAAUCCCGGUUGUGAAGGAAUUACCUGAAGUCUUUCCUGGAGACUUUUCGGGAAUACCACCACAACGACAAGUCGAAUUCCGAAUUGACUUAAUUCCAGGUGCUGCACCUGUGGAAGCAUUAAAAUCAGAAAAUGUCAAAGCAGAAAUGCUUAGAGGUAUGGAAAAACAACUAGAGCCAAAAGAGAACGGAGCCUUAUAUUUCAUGAAUAGAAUUUGGAUUCCUCGUUUUGGUGGUCUUCGAGACCUAAUUCUUGACGAGGCUCAUAAAUCCAAAUAUUCGAUACAUCCUGGAGCAGAUAAGAUGUAUCACGAUCUCAUGGAAUUUUAUUGGUGGCCUAAUAUCAAAGGUGAUAUUGCGACAUAUGUUGGAAAAUGUCUAACAUGUGCUAAAGUUAAGGCCGAGUACCAAAAACCUUCUGGAUUGCUACAACAACCCGAAAUCCCUAAUUGGAAAUCAGAACAUAUUUCUAUGGAUUUUGUAACUAAAUUACCCAGAACUUCCCGUGGUCAUGACAUGAUUUGGGUAAUCGUCGACCGAUUAACCAAGUCAGCUCACUUCUUACCUAUCCGUGAGAAAUAUAGUACUGAGAAGUUAGUUGAAAUCUAUCUCAGAGAAAUUGUAGCAAGACAUGGUGUACCUGUGUCGAUAAUCUCUGACCGAGACGGUCGUUUUAUAUCAAGGAUUUGGCAGUCUUUUCAAAAGGCCUUUGGAUCCCAAUUAAAUUUGAGCACAACCUUUCAUCCCCAAACUGAUGGUCAAAGUGAACGCACAAUUCAAAAUCUAGAAGAUAUGUUGCGUGCUUGUGUGUUGCUAAAAGUCUCACCGUGGAAAGGCGUAGCUAGAUUCGGUAAGCAAGGGAAGCUUAUCCCGAGAUACAUAGGACCUUAUGAGAUCUUGGAAAAGAUUGGAAACGUCGCCUACAAGUUAAAGCUGCCUGAAACGCUCAGUAACGUCCAUGACACUUUUCAUGUGUCGAAUUUGAAAAAGUGUCUUUCGGAUGAAUCACUUAUCAUUCCCCCGGACGAAAUCCAUGUAGACGAAAAGCUCAAUUUCAUCGAAGAACCUGUUGAGGUUCUAGAUUCAAAGAUUCACAAAACAAGGAGAAGUCGAAUCAAACUAAUCAAAGUCCGAUGGAACUCGAAACGAGGACCCGAGUUCACAUGGGAACGAAAAGAGGAAAUCAAAAAGAAAUACCCUCAUUUUUUUAAGAAAGUCCCAACAAAGAAGUGA
This is a messenger RNA of Helianthus annuus (common sunflower), 1920 nucleotides long. RefSeq lists its product as uncharacterized. Gene Ontology annotation, biological process: DNA integration. The coding region runs from base 1 to 1920 and encodes 639 amino acids. NCBI's taxonomy places the organism in Eukaryota, Viridiplantae, Streptophyta, Magnoliopsida, Asterales, Asteraceae. The transcript is spliced from 4 exons. Gene Ontology annotation, molecular function: nucleic acid binding. The record is from RefSeq and is a predicted model, not a curated record.